This is a messenger RNA of Otolemur garnettii (small-eared galago), 1242 nucleotides long. RefSeq names its product DNA dC->dU-editing enzyme APOBEC-3G-like. The record is from RefSeq and is a predicted model, not a curated record. The transcript is spliced from 9 exons. Bases 1 to 1242 code for a protein of 413 amino acids. NCBI's taxonomy places the organism in Eukaryota, Metazoa, Chordata, Mammalia, Primates, Galagidae. Gene Ontology annotation, molecular function: cytidine deaminase activity; RNA binding; zinc ion binding. Gene Ontology annotation, biological process: negative regulation of single stranded viral RNA replication via double stranded DNA intermediate; DNA cytosine deamination; defense response to virus. Gene Ontology annotation, cellular component: nucleus; P-body; cytoplasm.
AUGGCCCCAGACACCCACUUCAACAUGUCAGAUGAAAGGAAGCAGGAGGCACCAGACCCAGGAACUGUCACCGGACAGGACGUGCAGUUCAGCCCAGCACCGAGGCCCAGACACCUGAUGGAUCCAGACACAUUCAUGCACAACUUCACAAACGACCCUUCAGUCUUUGGGCAGCACCAGACCUACCUGUGUCACAAGGUGGAGCUCCUGGAUGGUGACUCCUGGGUCCCUCAGAACCAGUACAAGGGCUUCCUGCGUAACCAGGCUAAGGAUCGACGAAAUGGCUCUAAGGGCCGUCACGCAGAGUUGUGCUUCCUGGACCUCAUUAGGUCUUGGCAGCUGGACCCAGCCAAACACUACAGGGUCACCUGCUUCAUCUCCUGGAGCCCCUGUUUCAGCUGUGCCCAAGAAGUGGCUGCGUUCCUGAGGGAGAACAGCCAUGUGAGCCUGCGAGUCCUGGCUGCCCGCAUCUAUGACUACCACCCUGGACAUGAGGAGGGGCUGAAGGCCCUGCAGGGUGCUGGAGCCCAAGUGGCCAUCAUGAGCCCCACAGAGUUUGAGCACUGCUGGGACACCUUUGUGGACCACCAGGGAAGGCCCUUCCAGCCCUGGCAGGGGCUGCAAGAGGAAAGCCAGGCCCUGAGCAGGAGGCUGCAGGACAUCCUCAGACACCUGAUGGAUCCAGACACAUUCAUGUACAACUUCACAAACGACCCUUCAGUCCUUGGGCAGCACCAGACCUACCUGUGUCACAAGGUGGAGCUCCUGGAUGGUGACUCCUGGGUCCCUCAGAACCAGUACAAGGGCUUCCUGCAAAACAAGGCUAAAGAUCUUCAAAAUGGCUUUGAGGGCCGUCACGCAGAGUUGUGCUUCCUGGACCUCAUUAGGUCUUGGCAGCUGGACCCAGCCCAACACUACAGGGUCACCUGCUUCAUCUCCUGGAGCCCCUGUUUCAGCUGUGCCCAGGAAGUGGCCGCAUUCCUGAGGGAGAACAGCCAUGUGAGCCUGCGAGUCCUGGCUGCCCGCAUCUAUGACUGGCGCACUAGACAUGAGGAGGGUCUGAAGACCCUGCAGCAUGCUGGGGUCCAAAUGGCCAUCAUGACCCAUGCAGAGUUUGAGCACUGCUGGGACACCUUUGUGGACCAUCGGGGAAGGCCCUUCCAGCCCUGGGAGGGGCUGGAUAAGAACAGUCAGGCCCUGAGCAAGAAGCUGCAGGACAUCCUCCAGCCUCAGGAAGACUAA